Asterias rubens (European starfish) is the source of this 3208-nucleotide messenger RNA. RefSeq lists its product as uncharacterized. The transcript is spliced from 2 exons. Gene Ontology annotation, molecular function: potassium ion leak channel activity. Gene Ontology annotation, cellular component: membrane. The coding region runs from base 46 to 2076 and encodes 676 amino acids. Lineage: Eukaryota; Metazoa; Echinodermata; Asteroidea; Forcipulatida; Asteriidae. Gene Ontology annotation, biological process: stabilization of membrane potential; potassium ion transmembrane transport. The record is from RefSeq and is a predicted model, not a curated record.
AGUUCAACCUUAAUUUGUUUUUCUCCAAAUGUCUAUACUAAAUUCAUGAUUUGUUUCUGUUUGACAGGAUACGGUCACAUCGCUCCGGUCACAAUCCCCGGUCAAAUCUUCUGUAUUAUCUAUGCAUUGGGAGGUAUACCAUUAAUGCUGCUCGUACUGACCAACGUCGGUCGAGUCCUGGCGAACGUUGCCAGACUACUCUACAUCAUGUACACCAGUAGACUGUGUCAGAGAGUACGCAUGCGUUGUAGGCAAAGAAGAUCAAGGAAAAGGGCAAGGAAGAUGGCGAGAAGAAGAGGCAUGGGACGUAAAGACUCUGCAAGAUCUACUCGCUCCACCCGCAGCCGAAGUAGUAAGAGCAGCAAGGCCAGAACCGUCAAGAAGACCCCUAGCCAGGCAACGAUCCGCGUUGAUUCCGAGCCUUACCGGGAAGGCCGACCGAUGUCGGUCAACAUGGAACUUAUUCGGAGUGAGGCACCAUUACCUCCCUCGUACGAUGAGUCCAACGAAAUCGAAGAGAAACACUCCGAUACACGUGAAAACGCCGGCAUGUUCUCAGAGGAGAGCACCAAACCCAACCUGUCUGAGAACCCAGGUCCUGUGCAUUUUGAGAUAUCGCCGACUGAGGAGUCGUUGCCCAAAGUGUUCCCAAUCAGUACACCUGCUACUAAUAAGACCCCGAUCGGGAAGGCACCGACGGCCGAUAUGGAAGAUUUAGACUUCGAUGACUUGAGUGAUUUUGACGAACCGGAGCCAGAGGUGAUUGUAGUUAAAAACAAAACCCCUGAAAGUGAUACCAGAUCAAUAAAAUCCUUGGUCACAGCACCAGGAAAGACCGUAAAGACUAAGGAUCCUGUAUAUGUAGAGACAACAUGCCACCCCUCCAAAGACAAGAGAUGUGAAGGCACUGAUGUCCAACUUGAUAAGAAACUUGGUCGUGCAUCUUCAUCAAUAACUCUAGGAGAACAUUUUGAUAAAGGGCUACCACCAAGACAACAUUCAUGUCUUGAGCUUCGACAAUUAGACGGAAAUCGCUCAAUCUCUUUCAAUAUGGAAGAUAUUGCAGAGGACGAGGAAGAAAGUGCACCUAAGGAAGACGAUGUAUUUCUCCCCAAACCAUCUAAGAGUGCGGAUGACCUCAAUAACGAGGUCACAGGCAGUGCUACCGAUCUAAACAAAGGCAAAAAGAAGACACGCGGCAAAGAUAGAUCUAAGAAAAAAGUGAAGAAUAAACCCAAAAGGGAUUUAGAAAGUGCCUCAAAGGUCAGGUCAUCAAAACAUCGAAAAAAUACCGAGGUCAGAAUUGUCGAAAGGAGGAAAGGAACACCAAAGAAACGCAAAACCAAAAGACCCGUCAUGUCACCACCUACCCUGAGAUCGUUACACUCUAAACAAUUGAAAAUACUGGAUUCAGCAACGGCUGUCCGGCUCGCUACUUAUGAUAAAAGCUUUGGGAGCAGCCGAGAGGACUUAACAUCGCUCAUACCUGCCCUAAAACACGAGAAAGUUCGGCUGCUUUGCGAGUACGACCGAGGAGUGAUUCGCGAUCGAGUACAUAAUCCCCGUGCUCAACGUAGGCGGCGCGCUGGUACGACGGACAGUGGGAGUACCCGUAGUAGAAGCAGCAGAGGCGAUCGUAGACGGAGGAAGAGGGGCAGAGACUCUGGUAGCCUAACCCCUCUGGGUUCCGAUCGUACAUCGGUGUUUGAUAGUGACACGGAAUCUACUGAUACAGAUGACCCCGGUGCUGACCCCCUCCAACAGGCUGAAAUCCCAAUCGGACCCGUCUUAGCGUUCUUCUUCGGCUACAUUACGCUCGGUGCCAUCAUGUUCUUUUUCAUUCAAGAAAAGUGGAAUCUUUUCGAGUCUUUCUAUUUCUGUUUCAUCACUUUAACAACAAUAGGGUUCGGAGACUAUGUACCAGCGGAUAAACUGCAUAGCUUACUCGCCUGCUGUAUGUAUACCCUCGUUGGUAUGGCAGUCACCUCAAUGUGUAUUGCACUGAUUAUGAAGAAGUUCGUGGUCACGGUGAAGCACAUUGGGCGACGUGUAGGAAUAGUUGGUGACGACGAUUGACAAAGCGCCCCCAGCGGUGAGGAAAGUGAAAGUGACUCAUCGCCAGAGGGGGUCGUAGAAUAAAACUAGCAAUGUAGAAAUAAUACCUUGAGAACGGUUCUGUAAUAUAAACCAUACAAUGGAGAGUAUCUUUAUUGAGAAUUACAAAGUUACAACAAAAGAACAUUUUUCACGAUAUUUCCAGAUGUUAUCGACAUCAAGUUUUGUGGUGUUUAUAUAGUACAACAGAAUAUCACUCCUUCAUUUGUACAGUCUACACUUUAACGUAUUUAUCUUCCGAUAAAAGCAAUACGUUUGAAUACUAUGUUUAAUGUACGGUGGUGAGAUAUUUUGUAUGUAUUUAUUACUUGUAAAUCAAAACACAUAGGAACGCAGUGACUAUUUAGAGAGAAACUGACACUACUGGAGGACUGAGUAUUAUAACUGGAUCAAGAAACAUCCCUAAUGUGAGAGAGGUUAACUCAAAGAGGUGUUUGGAAAGAACAAGCAAAAUUGUUUGUGAGAACAAAAUCUAAUUUCAAUAAGACUAAUAUUCUAUAAUAACAAAAAUCCUAACCAACAUAAGCCAACUGUUCUACUUCGUGUAAAAGAAGCAGUGAAUAUAAAGGAAAGGGAAACAUAAGACGUGUAAAAAGAAACAGACGAAAAGAAGCACAAAAAGAUAAACAGAGAAACAUAAUAAAAGAAGGAGAAAUAUUGUAUACAAAAAGAGAAAAGUAGAAAAACAACACACGGCGCGAAACAAAAAUGAAAGUACCUUUAAAAACGCUGAUGAGGUCGACACGGCUUUGGAAUAUUUUGAAGCACGCCCUCUUUCAUUAUCAAAGUUUGCUUAUCUGCGCUGAAUGCGACGUAAUAUUUUAAUGUAAACGGAUCUUACAUGUCCUUUUAAAUCUUCCGAACAACCAUUGCUAAACUAAACUAUAUCGACAACGACUGACACCAUGUAUAAAUUUAGUUUAAAAAAGAGAUGUGACACAUGACAACAAAUCCAGGACGUACUUACCGACAAAAAACAGACACUAGACAACACAUAACUAAGUAUAAGCCUAACUAUAGAUAGACCAUGUGAACUUUGUUACAACAAGUGUGACCUUGUACAUUCUUUGAGUAUUCUGGCAGGCACACUUCU